Staurois parvus is the source of this 462-nucleotide messenger RNA. Lineage: Eukaryota; Metazoa; Chordata; Amphibia; Anura; Ranidae. The record is from the annotation of a GenBank genome assembly.
AUGUACACUGCAUUCUGCAUCCAUUGCUUGGUCCUAGCGAUGACUCCAAUCUGUGUGAAUGCGUGUGGUAAAAUCUCCAUUGACCAGAAUCCUCGGGAGCUGGAUGUUGGACAUGAUGAAAUGAGAUUCACCUGCACAGUCACCAGCAGUUGCAAUUUCAGCAGCUACGUGGAGAAGGGAUCCACAAUUCUGGCGAGAAUCCCCCCCCUUGAACUUAAUCAUAAUACGACUAUCAAUAUAAGUGGAGAACCUUCAAACUUCAUAGUGACUGUGAGGAAAACAAUGGAAGGAACCCACCUGGGAGUCUACUACUGUGGGGCUGUCAUCACUGUCAAAGGCCAACACGUGAGGUUUGUAGGGAGUGGAACCCAUAUCUACUCAGGCUGCCAUUUUAUUGGAACAAAAACUGGAAUAGUGUUCGCCAUGGUAUGUGCUUGUGUUGGGAUGAUUAAUCUGUUGUAA